AAUCGUCUUGUCAUUGCUCAUCGAAAAGCUUGUGAAUGACUUUGGAAAUUUAUAAUUAUUUUUGUUUUACUGCUAAAAUAAAUUGUUUGUGUUAAUAUUCGAAUCUUUGAUAGUAGAAGUGUUUAAAUGUUGCAAAUUAUUUAAAAUUUAUAGAGGAGAACUAUUGUUUUGGGCAAAAUAUCAAUUUAGUAAAAAAGUCUUCCACGAAAUCGCCAACUCUACACUCUGUCAGCGCAAUGAGUUCAGCAACCGGUAUUAUUGAUGGCAACUUUCCUGCCGGCGCUCUUGUGCCCAAGGCUGAAACAGGCGUCGUAAAUUUUUUACAAAAAUAUCCAAACUAUGAUGGAAAAGAUGUAACAAUUGCUAUAUUUGACUCAGGCGUUGAUCCGCAAGCUUGCGGACUACAGACGCUGGUAAACGGUAAAUCCGUUAAAGUAAUUGAGCGCUAUGAUUGCACAGGGUGUGGCGAUUUAGAUACCGCAACAAAAGUAACGGCAGAUGAAAAAGGUUAUAUAGUAGGGCUCUCUGGCCGGAAACUUAAGCUUACAUCUGACAUGAUAUCUGCAAACACUGCCAAAGGAGAGUAUCGCGUGGGCUUAAAGGCUGUGCAUGAUUUAUGUCCUGCAAAAAUUAGAGAGAACAUGAUGACCGCCCUUAAACGUAAAACGUUUGAUGUGGAAAAUAAAUCAGCAAUUGCCGAUAUAUCUAGAAAAAUUAAUGAAUUCGAUACAGAAAAUACAAAUGCUUCGAAGUUGACGUGGGAUAAGAAGUUAGUUAAAGAGAAUCUUGAUGCUACUUUGGAGCUGUUAAAUGGUUAUGAUAAACUAUUCAUAGAUAUUAGAUUGUGCUAUGAUUGUGUGCUUUACCCUACAGAGAACGGUUGGAGGGCAGCUAUUGAUACAACCGAAAAAGGUGAUUUAGAAAACGCGGUGCAUAUUGGCGAAUAUACAAAAACUCAUGAAAUGAAAAAUUUAAAUGAAUAUUUGUCUGUUUCAAUAAAUGUACAUGAUAACGGUGACGUUUUGGAAAUAGUUGGCAUGAGUUCUUCUCAUGGUACGCAUGUGGCUUCCAUUGCUAGUGGCAGUCAUUCAUGCAAUGAUGUCAACGGUGUUGCCCCAAAUGCUAAAAUUGUUUCGUUAACUAUCGGCGAUGGUCGUCUUUCAUCAAUGGAGACUGGUACUGCUCUUGCACGUGCCAUGAUGAAAGUUAUGGAAAUGUGUAGUACAGGACGUAAAAUUGAUGUUAUAAAUAUGAGUUAUGGUGAACAUUCUCAUUGGACCAAUUCGGGUUUUUGUAGUGAAGAAAUGGAUAAAAAGAAAAGAAAGAAAAGGAUUUGUCGUAUGAGUCGUAUUGGAGAAUUAAUGAGUGAGGUUUCUAACAAGUAUGGCGUAGUUUGGGUUGUAUCAGCUGGUAAUCAUGGACCUGCUUUGGGUACAGUUGGAACUCCACCUGACAUAAGCCAACCCUGUUGCAUUGGUGUUGGUGCUUACGUUUCUCCUCAAAUGAUGGAAGCCGAAUAUGUUUUACGGGAAAAAUUGCCAGCUAACGUUUAUACUUGGACAUCUCGUGAUCCUUGCAUUGAUGGUGGUCAAGGUGUAACUGUUUGUGCACCUGGUGGUGCUAUAACUUCUGUGCCGCAAUUUACCAUGUGCAAAUCGCAACUGAUGAACGGAACCAGUAUGGCUGCACCGCAUGUUGCUGGAGCAGUUGGUUUGUUAAUAUCUGGUUUAAAGCAAAAAAAUAUCGCUUACACGCCAUUCAGUAUUAAGCGUGCUAUAACCGCAACUGCUACGAAACUUAGUUAUGUAGAUCCAUUCGCACAAGGAAGUGGUUUACUAAAUGUCGAAAAAGCUUUUGAUCAUUUAAUUGAACAUGCAAAUGCUCCUGAAAAUAUGAUUAGAUUUUCAGUUCGUUGUGGUGUGGAGGGCGCGAAAGGUAUUCAUGUAAGAAAUUCAGUAUUAAAUCGAGUUCUGGAAUACAAGGUUAAUGUCGAACCAAAAUAUUUUAAUGAAGCAGAUGCUAAUCCUACAGAUAAAAUUAAUUUCAAUAUGCGUUUAAAUUUAUUGUCUUCUCAGCCAUUUGUGAAAUGUGGUGCUUAUCUAGAUAUGAGUUAUACACUACGAACCAUACCGGUAACAAUUGAUCCUUCAGGUUUACCGCCUGGUGUUCACACUGCAGUUAUUCGUGCUUAUGAUUCCAGUUGUGUACAAAAAGGCUCUGUAUUUGAAAUCCCAAUAACGCUUGUACAACCUCAUGUCAUGAACUGUGAAGAGAGUCGUAUUUUUGAGCCAAGCGGAUGUAAAACAGAUGCUGGCAUUGAGUUUCAACCAAAUACUAUUCAGAGAGAUUUUAUAUUAGUACCAAAAAAUGCAACUUGGGCAGUGUUGCGUAUGCGCACAGUUGAUAUGAAGCGAGAUGAUGAGAUAGGAAAAUUUUUUAUACAUACAAUGCAACUUUUACCACGAGCUUCCUGCAGAGUUUUAGAAACGAUGAAAUUUGUGGACGUAAAGGCGGAUAACACAACAACUGUUACAUUUGCUUGCCAGGAGAAUAAUAUACUUGAACUGUGUGUAGCAAAAUACUGGUCAAACUUAGGAUCAACUCAUUUGAAAUAUAAUUUAGAGUUUCAUGGCAUACGUGCAAGAAAUUAUAAUCCAUUUGUGCAUCAUGGCGGUAUUGGUUUACAAAAACUUGUGCUCAACUCCAUUGGAACUGAAGAAAUUCAGCCUCAAGUAGCACUUAAAACCGCAGUUACAUUGCACAAACCAAAUGAAACAAAAAUAUCGCCGCUUAGUUCUACACGUGAUAUAAUACCUGAAGGUCGACAAAUUUAUCAAAACAUAUUAAGCUAUAAUAUCAAUGUGCCUAAAGCUCAAGAGAUAUCUAUACAUGUUCCAUUUUUCAAUGACUUAUUGUAUGAAUCUGAGUUUGAAUCACAAUUUUGGAUGUUGUUUGACUGUAAUAAAACUAUGUGUAUGUCUGGAGAUUCUAAUUCAAGAAAAAGUUCUGGUAAAGUGGAUAAAGGUGAUUACGUUCUAAAGCUGCAAGUACGUCACGAGAAGCGUGAUUUAUUACAAAAGAUUUCUGAUGCUUCAAUUGUGGUAGAAUAUAAAUUACCUAAUACCAUAACUGUUGACUUAUAUGAUCAGUAUAAUCAAGGUCUUAUUAACGGACGUAAAUAUAGUACAGGAAUUAUUAGACCAAAUCAAGAUAAAGUGCUGUAUGUUGGUCUCGUAUCGCAGGAUAAAUUAAGUAAAUUAAGUUUACCACCCAAUUGUUCCUAUCUACAUGGAACCAUUCAUUUUGCAAAGGAUGAAACUGUUCGUCGUGUAGAUUCUUACGGAUAUUCAUAUAUAUUGGGACCAAUGGAGAAGAAGAAUGGUAAUGGCAAUGGUAAUGGAAGUGGUAACGGUGCUACUAAAAAUGGUGCUAAACCUACAAAUGAUCCUGCACCUGCUCCGGCAGCUACAACUGGAGGUGGUGAUGCGGCACCACCAUUAGCACAAUCAGCAUCUAGCACUGCAGUAACAACCGAAGAAGGUUCACCAAAAAAAAAUAAAGUUUCAAAUGACGAUUAUAAAGAAAAUUUGCGGGAUUUUAAAUGUGGAAUGAUAGCUAAGUGUGAACUUGACAUGGCUGAAAAAAUUUAUGCUGAAAUAGUUGCUGAGCAUCCCAAACAUUUAGUGCCACAUUUACUAAUGAUUCAAUUGAUCGAAACACCAGAGCAGAAAGCAAUUUUUCCGUUCACUUUUGAAAACUCACUCAAGCAGGAUGUUGAUAGCGAUAAAUCGAAAGAAGACACACAAGAAAACUCUAUUACAAAACUACGCAUUAUUUUGGAACGCAUUGUAAAAUUAUCAGAUAUUAUCAUUAAAGAGACCGAAAAAGAUGCGCUUUUAACCUAUUAUGGCAUGAAAUUUGAUUCACGCGAGAACGCAGCUAAGAUUAAAUGUAAUAUGGAUAAACAAAAAAAUACACUGAUAGAAGCUUUUGUUAAGAAAGGCAUUGCAUUGAUUAAGUUGGGCAUAUUAGAUAAUAAUUUGAGCACAAAAUCUAAGGAUUUGGACGAUAUUUAUUUGGAUAUUUUAAGAUAUGUUGAAGUAACAGAUUCAAAAGUUAUUCCAUUCGCUUUAUGGUACGCCUACAGUAAAUCUCAAUAUGGGCGCAUGUACAAACUUCUGCUUAAGUCAUAUGAAGAAAAGAAGAACAAGGAAGUAUUUGAAGAGAUUGCUUUGGUUAACAAAGCUUUGAAUUUUGAACAUUUGAAAGUUCUACAAAAUCGUUGGACUCUUUACUGUUAUCCCAAAACUUAUCGCAUAUUUUAA
Molecule: messenger RNA, 4325 nt
Organism: Teleopsis dalmanni
Lineage: Eukaryota; Metazoa; Arthropoda; Insecta; Diptera; Diopsidae
Gene: TppII
Product: tripeptidyl-peptidase 2
Exons: 19
Coding region: 237-4325 (1362 amino acids)
Biological process (GO): proteolysis
Cellular component (GO): cytosol
Molecular function (GO): tripeptidyl-peptidase activity; serine-type endopeptidase activity
Source: RefSeq, a predicted model, not a curated record